Molecule: messenger RNA, 3087 nt
Organism: Endocarpon pusillum Z07020
Lineage: Eukaryota; Fungi; Ascomycota; Eurotiomycetes; Verrucariales; Verrucariaceae
Exons: 2
Coding region: 1-3087 (1028 amino acids)
Biological process (GO): rescue of stalled cytosolic ribosome; ribosome-associated ubiquitin-dependent protein catabolic process
Cellular component (GO): RQC complex
Molecular function (GO): tRNA binding; ribosomal large subunit binding
Source: RefSeq, a predicted model, not a curated record
AUGAAGCAGCGUUUCUCCAGCUUAGAUGUCAAGGUAAUAGUACACGAAAUUUCAAAAGCUGUCGUUAAUCUCCGGGUAUCCAACAUCUACGACCUCUCAUCACGCAUUUUCCUCUUCAAGCUUGCUAAACCUGGCACGCGAGAACAACUCCUCGUUGACUCAGGCUUUCGUUGUCACCUCACAAGUUUCGCCCGUACCACAGCAGCAGCCCCUUCGGCCUUCGUUUCAAAGCUUCGGAAAUACCUCAAGUCGAGGCGCAUAACCUCGGUCUCACAGAUCGGAACAGAUCGAGUCAUCGAACUCGUGUUUAGUGAUGGCCAGUACCGGGUGUUUUUGGAGUUCUUCGCAGCUGGAAAUAUUAUACUCACAGACAAAGAAUACAAUAUUCUCACACUGCUUCGAAAUGUGUCAGAAGGAAAUGAGGAGGUAGACGUUAAAGUAGGAACUCGGUAUCCAUUGGCAGCCAAGCAGAACUAUGCUGGAAUACCGCCACUGACAGAGGAGCGCUUGACGGAGACACUGAGGAAUCAGGUGGCCAGAGCGGAGACUUUGGCUGAAGUCAAUGCGAAAAAGGCAAAGAAGAAGGGGGGAGACGACUUGAGGAAAGCUUUGGCAAUGGGAUUCCCUGAAUAUCCGACACACUUACUGGAUCACUCCUUCAAAGAAACGUCUGUUGAUGCUUCGGUAAAAUCUGCACAGGCUUUAAAGGAUGUAGGACUGCUAUCGAAGUUGAUGAAGGCGGUUGAGCUCUGCGACAGGAUCUUCCGAAGCUUAGGUCGCGAAGCCAGCUCGAAGGGUUAUAUUAUUGCGAAGGCCAAAAAUGACGGGGCAAACGAGGAGACAGGAGGAUCAGAGCGGGAUGCCACGGUACCUCCUCGCGAGGACCUAUUGUACGAUGACUUCCAUCCAUUUAAGCCUUCACAGUUUGAGGGCAAAACAGGGACCUUCAUCAUAGAAAUUGAUGGCUUCAACAAGACGGUCGACGAGUUCUUCUCCUCAAUCGAGUCCCAGAAGCUGGAGUCGAGGCUCACCGAACGAGAAGAAAACGCAAAGAAGAAGAUGGAGAUCGCAAGGCUUGAGCAUGAGAAAAGAAUUGGAGCGUUACAGCAAGUUCAAGAACUGCAUAUACGGAUGGCUGAAGCAAUCGAAGCCAAUGCUCACCGAGUGGAAGAAGCGAUCGCUGCCGUGAAUGGUCUUAUUGGGCAAGGCAUGGAUUGGAUGGAUAUCGCAAAGUUGAUCGAGAAUGAACAGAGUAGGCAGAAUGUGGUUGCUCAAAUGAUCAAGCUACCACUCAAGCUCUAUGAGAACACCGUCACGCUCCUGCUCGACGAAGCAUCUUUUGAACAAGAAGAGGACGAUGGAGGCUACGAAACGGAUGAGCUGGAAGAAUCUGAUGAUGAAGAGGUCACUGUAAAAAUAAAAUCAUCCACCGAGAAGAGAUUGGCCAUCGAUAUUGACUUGGCCCUGUCUCCUUGGGCAAAUGCGCGCCAGUAUUAUGAUCAGAAGAAGACCGCCGCUCAAAAAGAGCAAAAGACGUUGCAAGCAUCAAGCAAAGCUCUUAAAAGUACGGAGCAGAAAAUCAGUGCGGAUCUGAAGAAAGGACUCAAACAAGAGAAAGAUGUGCUUCGCCCUGCGCGGAAACAAUUCUGGUUCGAGAAGUUUUGGUAUUUCAUUUCUUCCGACGGCUAUCUUGUCCUGGGUGGUAAAGAUGCCCAGCAGAAUGAGUUGUUAUAUCGAAGAUAUCUUAAGAAGGGAGACAUUUAUGUUCACGCAGACUUGCAGGGCGCCGCAUCUGUUGUCGUAAAGAAUGCAAUCGAUACGCCCGAUGCCCCGAUUCCACCAUCCACACUCUCUCAGGCAGGUUCUCUGUCGGUGUGUACCUCAACUGCAUGGGACUCAAAGGCAGUCAUGGCCGCGUGGUGGGUCCAUGCAGAUCAAGUGUCCAAGACGGCUCCCACAGGCGAGUAUCUCAGUGCUGGUGGUUUCGUGAUCAAGGGUAGUAAGAAUUUCUUGCCGCCUGCUCAGUUGCUUCUCGGAUUCGCCGUUGCAUUCCACAUCAGCGAGAGUAGUAAGAAGAAUCACCAAAAGCACAGAUUUCAACACUCAGAUACGACAACCCCAAACACUCAAGCGCAAGGCAUGAGCGACGAAACGGGCAGACUAUCCAUUGAAGAAGAAGCCGAAUCCUCAGACCACGAGCUGCACGGAGAAAGUGAUCAAGAGCAGGCAAAAGAUAACGAAAUAGAACCCAAAGGGGGGCCACAGAACAGCGAAGAUAAGGAGGGCAGUGAACAAGAAAGCGCCAAUGAAUCAGAUCCGGAGCAUGAUUCAGAGGCGGAAAGAGAAGACCGUACACAGGCUACAAAUCCACUUCAAACAGAAGCUAUCCUCGAAAAUGCCCAGCCAUUGGGUGAGGACUCUGAGUCCAGCGACGAGCAAUCCGAAGAACCCGCACAAGCCAUCGAAGAUAUCGAAGACAUAGAAGACCCCACUGAAACAACCACCUUCAACACAGCAACCUCAACACCAACACACUCCCAACCCACCACCACCCAAACUCCCUCCACGCCAUCCACCCCAGCAUCCCAAAAACAAACCCCCGCUCCCCGCGGCAAACGCACGAAAGCCGCCAAACGCGCCGCAGCUAAAUACGCACACCAAGACCCCGCCGAACGAGCCCUCGCGCUCCAACUCCUGGGCAGCACCAAAGGCGCCAGCGAAAAAGCCCAAGCCGCCACCAUGUCCAAAGCCGCACGAGAGGCCAAGCUAGCGGCAGACAAAGAACGAAGGAAAGCCCAACACGACCGCGCCGCUGCGGCUGAGAAACGGAGGAUGGAAAGACUCGAAAAGGGCUCGGCAGCCGCCGACGGCCAAGACGGCGAAGACGAAGCAGAGGAGGACAAGGAAGCGGCGGAGCAGGAGAGGAGAAAACUGGCCAACCUCGACUCCCUCGUCGGCAACCCCAUGCCCGACGACGAGAUCCUCGCCGCCCUCCCCAUCGCCGCGCCUUGGUCCGCCCUGGCCCGGUAUAAAUACAAAGUUAAAUUGCAGCCCGGGGCGCUGAAGAAGGGGAAGGCGCCGGAUUAG